AUGCAUUCUGAUGAUUUACUGGGACGAGCAGACGACCUUCACCCCCCACGCAGCAGCCUCAGGCAAGCCACCCUCCAUUCCAACCGGAGGCGGGUCCCGCGCACGCCCUUCCACCGCGCAUGCUCCGCCCGCCCCGGGCUCGGCCUGCCGAGGAAUGUUGGGCGCCCGGCGGCCCAUAGUUUCCCCGGCAACCGGCAGGAAGCGGUGCCGCGCGUGGGGCUGCGCGCCGCCGCCACGGGGGGAUCGCGGAAAACGAGGCAUUGCUGCUGCUCCCUUUCUCUGCCCCAGCUGCGCUCCGGGAGAGGGCUCAUACAGCGGGGUGGUAAUGUUCUAAAAAUGUCCUCAGGCACCCAGAUAAAAGCAAAGGCUGCAGCACAGAAAAGCAAGACCUCCUCUCCUUUGCCAUCUUCUCCAGAACCUGCAAUUAAGCCACAGCCAAAGCCCAGUGACAAGCUGAAUCCCAAAACUAUUGAUCCAUUUGCUGCUCCUUCUAGAGCACCUUCUGCGUUUGCUGCUACGUAUGCUAAAGGUGGCAUUCCAUGCAGGUUAAUGCAUGGAUCAGUAAAGCACAGACUGCACUGGGAGUGCCCUCUUGAAACAGUUCCUUUUGAUCCUCUUCUUGUAACUCUGGCAGAGGGUCUGAAAGAGACAAAGCAUCCCUAUACAUUUGUUUCAAAGGAGGGUUUUAAAGAAUUACUUCUGGUUGAAGGUGCUACUGAAAAAGCCAUUCCCCUGUUGCCUCGUCUAGUUCCUGUGUUAAAGGCUGCAUUGGCCCAUUCAGAUGAUGAAGUAUUUGAAAGGGGAUUAGAUGCUUUAGUUCAACUGAGUGCUGUUGUUGGCCCAUCUCUUAACGACCAUCUUAAGCAUCUGCUCACAAAUCUUUCAAGGAGAUUAAUGGACAAGAAAUUUAGAGAAAAAAUCACUGUUGCUUUACAAAAGUUGGAGCAAUAUGGUGGAAAGGCAACGGUGACUAUCAUCAAAUCUAAAAUUCCAACCUAUUGUUCUGUAUUCCCCUGAACAAAAAAUCCAUAGUGAUUUCAAGUCUGAAGAUAAACUGCCUGUGAACAUCACUUCGUGCAAUGUCACAAUGAAGAUUGGCCUAUCUCUGAAAGCAUUUCACCUAUUGGAAGGCAACAAGACACAUACUCAUGGAAACAGUGGUUUGGGAGGUGUUCCUGAAGAGGACAGAAGCAAGUCAAAUGUGAAAGGAAAUUGCUGCAAGCUGUGCACUGGACAUUAAUGAUAGCACUUUAACUCAAAGUAUUAAUUAAAAAUAUGAGGAGUACACCAUACAAACAUGAAAAGAAAAUACAGAGUAAUGCCUCUGUGUAAAUUUAGAAGCUGAGACUUAGUAAGUAUGCUCAAACACCCCAAGCUGAAUCCAGUACAAAUGUGUAGCAAAACUAAGAGAAUUUAAUUUCCUUGUUUGAUUAAAUCUAUUUUAUCUAAGGUUUGGAAUGAUAAUAAAGAAAGAUGCAUGUCAGGUUCUGUUUUGAGGGGUUUUGAAAUAAAGCAC
Messenger RNA from Meleagris gallopavo (turkey), 1516 nucleotides. The record is from RefSeq and is a predicted model, not a curated record. NCBI's taxonomy places the organism in Eukaryota, Metazoa, Chordata, Aves, Galliformes, Phasianidae.